This is a messenger RNA of Mycosarcoma maydis (corn smut), 2328 nucleotides long. RefSeq lists its product as uncharacterized. Lineage: Eukaryota; Fungi; Basidiomycota; Ustilaginomycetes; Ustilaginales. Gene Ontology annotation, cellular component: peroxisomal membrane. Gene Ontology annotation, molecular function: ABC-type transporter activity; long-chain fatty acid transmembrane transporter activity; ATP hydrolysis activity. The record is from RefSeq and is a predicted model, not a curated record. The transcript has a single exon. Gene Ontology annotation, biological process: peroxisome organization; very long-chain fatty acid catabolic process; long-chain fatty acid import into peroxisome. The coding region runs from base 1 to 2328 and encodes 775 amino acids.
AUGCACGUCCAAUCCCGUCUUCAGCCCGUCUUGGACGAGCUAAAGAUGAAAGCUAUGACGCAUGGCAUUAACUUCUUCAUGGCCUAUCGUCGUAAUCAUGCCAACAUUCAACGUUUUCUUCGUUUUGGCUACAUCGCCUUCAUCCUCCACACUCUCACAUCUACUCUGCGCAACGGCGCCAAGAAAAAGUCAAAGAAGCCCAAGGCCGACACAUCACAGGACCCCGUAGAAAAGGCCGGAGUCGUAGCAAAGAAGGAUGCCGAGGGUUCUCAUCAAGCCUCCAAAGCCGUCUCUCAAGCGACUGAGGAAGUGGAUGACUCUUCAUCGAGAGGCCGUGGUGGUCGUCGAGGCAAGAAGAGCAGAGGCCCACGGGUCGAAGUUGAUGCAGUCUUUUUCGAGAGAUUGAGACGCAUCCUUCGUAUCGUGGUACCGGGUUGGCGAUCAAAAGAGGCGGGUCUCCUGAUGCUGCACACGCUUUUCCUCGUGCUUCGAACCAUGCUAUCGCUCUACGUGGCUGAUCUGGACGGUAGGAUUGUAUCUGCGCUUGUGCGCACGCAGACUCGUCAAUUUAUCACCGGCAUUCUCUGGUGGAUGGCUGUCGCUGUACCGGCCACUUACACCAACUCGAUGAUCGAGUUCCUGCAAUCCAAGCUCGCCCUCUCGUAUCGAACUCGGCUCACCAAACGCGUACACGACGCCUACCUCACCGACAUGACCUUCUACAAGCUCGGCAACCUAGAUGAUCGCAUCAAGAAUGCCGAUCAGCUCAUCACUGUCGACGUGGCCAAGUUCAGCAAAUCGCUUGCCGAGAUCUACAGCAACUUUGCCAAGCCCAUUCUCGACGUCUGCCUCUACAAUUUCCAGCUCAGUGGUCGUGUAGGAGCCGAAGCUUUGAUCGGUAUCAAUGUGCUCGUUUCUGCUUCGGCGCAGCUUUUGCGAAAGUUGACACCGGCUUUUGGUCAAUACGCCGCCACCGAGCAGCAGCUCGAGGGUGAGUUCCGCUUCAACCAUUCGCGUCUUAUCGAAAACGCCGAAGAGGUGGCGCUCUUCCGCGGGCAGGCAGCCGAGCAGAAUGUGAUUGAGCGUGCCUACUUUUCGCUCAUCAAGCACGUCAACCGCGUCUACCGUAUUCGUAUUGUCCACGGUAUGACCGAGGAAGGCAUCAUCAAGUGGUUGUGGGGCGCGCUCGGCCUCUGCAUCUGCGCUGUGCCCGUCUUUGUUCGCUUGCCAGGCGGCGGCAAGGUUCUUGACCUUGGAUCGCGGACCGAAUCGUUUGUCACCAAUCGACGUCUCUUGCUUUCGUCGUCGGAUGCAUUUGGCCGUGUCAUGUACUCAUACAAGGAGAUCUCGGAGCUGGCAGGUUACACGGCACGUGUUUCAGAGCUGUUGGACACCAUGGAUGCUAUCAAGGCGGGCAAGUUCGAGAAGAAGCUUGUCUCGUCGGCCUCCAUCCAGGAGAAUGCGCUUGUGCUGCAGGGCAGAGGAACGAUUCAGGAGGACAGUUCGAGGUCGGCUGGUGUCGAGUUCCGCGAUGUGCCCAUUGUCAGCCCCAACGGUGACAUUUUGGUGCCAAAACUUAGCUUCUACGUGCAGCCCGGCCAGCAUUUGCUCAUCAUCGGUCCGAAUGGAUGCGGUAAAAGUUCGCUCUUCCGUAUCCUUGGUGGACUGUGGCCCGUGUAUGGCGGAACAGUCAAAAAGCCACCCACGUCGGAGUUCACCUACAUUCCACAGCGACCGUACCUCUCAUUGGGUACGCUGCGCGACCAGAUCAUCUACCCGCACACAGCACAAGAGAUGCGAGCACGUGGCAAGACCGACGAGGAUCUGCUCGACAUUCUACGCGUUCUGCAGAUCGAGCAUAUCGUGGUGCGCGAAGGUGGAUGGGACGUGCAGCGCGAAUGGCGAGACGCGCUCUCUGGCGGUGACAAGCAGCGUAUCGCCAUGGCGCGACUCUUCUACCACAAGCCCAAGUACGCGAUUCUGGACGAGUGCACCUCGGCGGUGACGCUCGAGAUCGAAAAAAUUAUGUACGACCACGCUACCGAGCUCGGCAUCACCAUGUUGACCGUAUCGCACCGACCUUCGCUGUGGAAGUACCAUAGCUACGUGUUGCAGUACGACGGGCAGGGUGGAUAUGUCUUCACCGAGCUGGAUGCUGAGAAGAGACUGGCACUGCAGGAGGAGAAGCAGGCGCUUGAACAGAAGCUGCUGCAGGUGCCUAGGUGGCAGGAGAGGCUCGAGGCAUUGAAGGAGGCCAGACGUGAGAGGAACCAGUCGAGAAUCGGUUCUCCCGUUCAGGAGAAGCCAAACCCUGUGGCUGCCGCUUAG